Epithele typhae is the source of this 3372-nucleotide messenger RNA. Its product is annotated as Pkinase-domain-containing protein. NCBI's taxonomy places the organism in Eukaryota, Fungi, Basidiomycota, Agaricomycetes, Polyporales, Epitheliaceae. Gene Ontology annotation, molecular function: tau-protein kinase activity; protein serine/threonine kinase activity; ATP binding. The transcript has 3 exons. Bases 1 to 3372 code for a protein of 1123 amino acids. Gene Ontology annotation, biological process: microtubule cytoskeleton organization; protein phosphorylation; intracellular signal transduction. Gene Ontology annotation, cellular component: cytoplasm. The record is from RefSeq and is a predicted model, not a curated record.
AUGGAUCCCUUCUCCAGUCUACAAGUCCCUGCCGAGGGACUGCAACCGGGUCCCUCACGGCAACACGGUGCGCGUCCAGUCUCGGUACAACCCACCAGCACGUCGGUGUCGCAGUCCGCCAGCCGAAAACGGGCCUCCCACAGCGUCGUCACGUCCCAGCCACAGGAAGAGCCCCAACAACAGGGAUACAGAGAUAUCUACUCCCACCCCGCCGCUCUUGAAUAUGCCACCGCGCACCCUCGAAGGACGAUUCCCAAGUUCGGUCCCUACCUGCUUCUCCAGACGCUAGGUGAAGGAGAGUUCGGGAAGGUCAAGCUUGGUUUACACAUGCAAUGGGGCGAAGAGGUCGCGGUGAAGCUCAUCCGUCGUGGCAACAUCGACUCAUCGGUGCGAAUGUCGAAGGUUGAACGGGAGAUCGAGGUCCUUCGAUCCCUCAAGCACCCGAACAUCGUACGGUUGUACGAUGUGAUCGAGACCGACAAGUACAUCGGUAUCAUCCUUGAAUAUGCGUCUGGCGGCGAGCUUUUCGACCACAUCCUCGCCCACCGGUACCUCCGAGAACGCGACGCAUGCAAGCUAUUCUCACAGCUCAUUUCCGGCGUCUGGUACAUUCAUCAAAAGAAAAUUGUCCACCGCGAUCUCAAGCUCGAGAACCUGCUUCUCGACCGCCACCGCAAUGUCAUUAUCACCGACUUCGGCUUUGCCAACCGGUUCGAGCACCGCUCUGACGACCUCAUGCAGACCAGCUGUGGUUCCCCAUGCUACGCCGCCCCAGAACUGGUCAUCUCCGAUGGCCUCUACGUUGGUUCGGCUGUCGAUAUCUGGUCGUGCGGUGUCAUUCUCUACGCCAUGCUCGCGGGAUACCUACCCUUCGAUGACGACCCGGCCAACCCCGAUGGCGACAACAUCAACCUGCUGUACAAGUAUAUCGUCAACACUCCGCUAUCCUUCCCAGACUACAUCUCUGAAGAUGCUCGUGACCUCCUCUCCAUCAUGCUUGUCCCCGAUCCAGGCCGUCGUGCAGAUCUCCCCAGCAUCAUGGCCCACAAAUGGCUUUCUCCUUACGCACAUACAUUCAACAAGACCGUCUCGGAGUUGGAGCGUACCGCUAUCGAACAGCAUCACCAGAAGAGGCUCGCAUACCAGCGCCAGAUGAAAACAACGGCCCCGUCGGAGUCUCCAUCUUCAAACAAGAUGGCUCGCAGCCAGAGCGCCCGGGUGGAAGGAUACACGUCUCCUACGUCUCCGUCGAGCUCGAGAGGUCACCGUGAUCAGAGGUACGCUCAGCCUUCCGCCCAACCGGAGUUCCUAUAUGAGACGUCAGCCCCCGCGAGCGCAAGACGCGGGGUCAACUCGGCGAUCGUUCUACCCACAUCCAACCCGAUUGGGCUGGAGGACGACCCCUUCGCCCCUUCGCCCUCCGCAGAGGUACCCUCGAUCUCCCUUCCAGCGGAGGCAUCGGCCAUGAACGGCGAGAGGCUUGCAGAGCCAGUCAAGUCCUCGGUCCCUCCACCGACGUCUUACGCUCCCGUCAAGACAACCUCUCCGGAGUCGACAAAGUCUCGCUCCAAGGUACCGAACCGCCAUACCAUCCAGGUUGAGUAUGGUGAAUCGGAGUCGAAGCCGGAGCCUCCCCGAGAACGACCACAGGUGAAUGGCGGCACGUCUCACAAGAAGAAGCAGUCGCUCGACCUCGACCCACGGGUGACCCAGAAACCCCUCCCGGGUACGCCCACCGGAUCCACCCGUGUGCCCUCGGAAGCUCCCUACGCGUCCCCCGCUCAUAUCGUCAACGUACCGCCGGUCGCAAUUGAGGUUACUGCGCCACCUGUCACGCCCGCGGUCGCGCAGGAGGACAAGAUGGCGACCGCACAGAACGGCAGCCCUGCUGGAUCAACAGGGUCAGGGUCUUCCAAAGGCCGGCACCGCAAAGGGCUUUCUAUUGACAAGAUCGGCAUCGUUAAGAUGUUCAGCACUGGGUCUGGAGAUGGCUCGACGCACGGCAUUGUGUCGCGCUCACCUUCAAGUCACAAAUCUGUCAAGGAUUCGUCGUCGACACUGUCGAAGCGACCCUCAAGCGUACAGGUCGGCACAGCGUCGACCGCCGACACGUCUGCGGAUGGUUCGUUGCUCAGUCCUGGUGGCACUGUCAAUGGAAAGAAGUCCUCGCGCCGCAACACCCUCACGGUCAUGGUCGCCCCGAUCCGCAGCUCCAUCAAGGUGCGCCCCAAGAACAAGGGCUCAGAGACGCCGAUGAAGGAGAAGCCGGACGUGUCACUCGCAGGACCGACGGUGCCUCCCAAGGGCGAAAUGGCGCCCCCAGCCACUCCGCAGCCCCUGCGCUCCGGCGAGGAGGGUUACGCAUCGAACACCUGGAGCAGCAAACGCGUCCCAAUCCCGGCUUCGACCGUCAAGGCCAGCAAGGUCAUGCAAUGGUUCCGCUCCAAGAGCAAGGGCCGCGGUGGGGACAUAUCCGACGUCGAGAUGGACAAGUCAGAAGAACCAGCGGCCGACGCUCCCGUCGUGCCCACCGCAGGUCCCGCUCCAGCAGCCAUCAAUACCAAUGUGGCGCAGUUCCUGUCGACCCCCGGAGCUGCCUCGGAGAAGACCCGCUCACCCCUCCCACUCACCGCGACGCCGUCGGACGCAUCGUUUGCCCAGCACAACAGCUUCACCGACCGGGUGCUCAAGCAGAUCGGCGGCGGGCGUGUGAACUUGCGUAUCCACCACGGUGCGGUGGAUCAAACGACGAUCACGAACGGGUCACCUCCGGAGGUCAUGAAGAAGGUGCGGAUCGUGCUCGAGGGUAUGGGCAUCGACAUCAGCACGGAGACGGAGUACAAGUACCGCUGCGUGCGACCCAAGAGGAAACGUGCGGGCCUGGGGCUCAGCAGUGGUCCCGGCAGCCUUGCCGCGUUCACGAUCGUGGGCUCUGCAGCAUCGAACGGGGUGGACAAGCGCGGACUACCGUUGCCGUCGCAGUCGUCCUUCGGGUCGUCGACGGGUGGCAUGCUUCGCGGCCUGCUUAUGCGCCGCCAGUCGUCGCAAGUUUCGACCAGCCCAAUCCACCAGGCAUCUCCCUCGACCGAGUCCGAGCCGGGUUCCGACGCAGUGCUCGUUGGUGCCGUUACUCCAGGCGAAGUUGCCUCCCCUAUCGCGAUGGAAGCUAUCUACGGCGAGACUACCCAAGAUGCUGGCGACGAAGUUCGCUUCUCCGUGGAGCUCACGCGCCUUGAUCGUCUAGACGACACGUAUAGCUUGGAUAUCCGCCGCUUGAAGGGCAACCUCCGGAGCUACAAGUUCUUGUAUGACAACCUUAGACAGUACGUUCGUCUUAAGUUGUUCUGUGACUUCAUGCUGACUGCGUUCUAG